This is a messenger RNA of Cannabis sativa, 2156 nucleotides long. RefSeq lists its product as uncharacterized. The record is from RefSeq and is a predicted model, not a curated record. The transcript has a single exon. Bases 513 to 1595 code for a protein of 360 amino acids. NCBI's taxonomy places the organism in Eukaryota, Viridiplantae, Streptophyta, Magnoliopsida, Rosales, Cannabaceae.
AAAAAAAAAUAAUAAAACAAAUGAAAUGUAAUCUUCACCGUUUGUAAUUGUCCGAAUCAGCUAAUUUUGACCGUUGGAUACUAAGAAAACAUCAAAAAUUAAAGUCCCCAUUUCCACGACUCGCACCAAAAUUUCAUUUUCUCCUCUUUCUUUGCUUGGCUCUACGACACAGACCACCAUGGGCAUGGAAGCUCCCCCCCAUCACAACACAUUCCUCUACCUUCACCAAUGUCAUGGCACGUGACAUGUCCCUUCAAUCACGUGACUUGUCCCUCCAAUUCGAAAAUCAUUGCAAAACGCUUCAUUAGCCAUCGCCAUCAAUGUGGGCUUUCACCCCAUCGUUUUCGUGACGCUAGCUUCUGUGCUCAACUCGCUAUGCUUUAUCAGAUCUGACUCUCUUCUCUAUCUUCCAGUUAUGGAGUCAGGUUUAGCUUUCUCUAUCUCCCUUUUGUAAUAAAUUACCUGUCAUAUUAGUUAGACGUAUAGAAUUUGUUGUUUCAUUCGUAACGAAAAUGGAGAUUUCUGCUGAAAAUUCUCCAAGAUUGAGGUUAGAUCAUUUGAGAAAAGAUGUUUCACAAGAAACGCAUUUGCGAGGAUUCCAGUUGGAACCAUACGAUCCCGAAAAUGGAUCCAAUCAUGCGUUUCGUUCCAUGAACGCAUUGGAGAUCUUGAGGGAAACUGUACGGAUACUCAGGUACAAUUCGUGGGGGUUCAUGGCUAUAGCCGCCUUGCUGAUUUGCCCAAUAUCGGCUGUGGUUCUGUCGAACAUCUUAAUCGAUCAAUCACUUGUGAAGAGGCUGACUAUCAGGCUUUUAUUGAUUGCCAAGUCGAGCGGGCUCCCAUUGAGGCCUUUCAUCAAACAGUCGGGUCAGCAUUUUGCUGAGAUGGCUGUCUCGUCGUUUAUGUGCUUUCCCUUGUUCAUAACAUUGUCUUUGUUAUCAAAGGCUGCUGUUGUUUAUUCAGUGGACUGUAGCUAUUCAAGGAAGCAAUUUGAUUCGUCCAAGCUCUAUGCAAUCAUUUGCAAGAUUUGGAAGCGACUUGUUUCGACUUAUGUGUGGGUUUGUAUGGUCAUUGUGGGUUGUGUUACCUUGUUCUUUCUUUUACUUGCUGGUGUCUGCAAUAUAUUUUCCAUUAUUGGAUCUUCCUCUAGCAUCAUAGUGUAUGCUGCAGUAGUAGUUGGGCUUGUUUUCUCAGUCAUUUUUGCCAAUGCCUUUGUUAUUUGUGAUAUUGCAAUUGUGAUAUCUGUACUGGAGGAUGUCUCGGGACCAGAGGCUUUGUUGAGGUCAUGUGUAUUGAUCAAGGGUCAAACUCAUGUGGGUCUACUUAUAUUUCUUGGAUCGACCGUUGGGAUGGCUUUUGUGAAGGGAUUAUUCGAGCACAGAGUGAAGACUUUGAGCUAUGGAGAUGGAUCGUCAAGGUUAUGGGAAGGACCCCUUUUGGUGCUUAUGUAUUCCUUCGUAGUGCUUAUCGAUUCCAUGAUGAGUGCUGUUUUCUAUUAUAGCUGCAGAUCCUCAAGUAUGGAAAUGUCAGGUGCUGAAACCCAGCCAAUUUUGGACUCUGUGAUUGUUUCUGAUGAACCAACAAGCGUUCAAUGACACCAAUUUGUGAAUUUGCUGCCGUAUUGAAAUCUAUUUGCUAUGAGCAAGGGUAUCAUGGCUAGUCACAGUAACUGAUGAAAAAGAGUUCUGGUACAUACAAGCAUACGACUCUUAAAUUGCUUAGAGGGUUCUUUAACUGUUUGCUAGAUGCUUUAUUUGAGUGCAUUGCUCAAUUAGUCAGAUAUGAGGAAUUAGAAUACAAAAGAAAAUGUUUGAACUUUUGAUAUAAUCUGCAAAGUUGUGGAAAAUAUAAUCCCUGAUGAAAAGGCUAGAUUGUUGUGCAAGUACAGUUUUUUCCAAGUGUUGUGUAUCUUGUUCACUAUCAGUAUCAGCAUUAUUUCUUCAAAACAAAAAAAAAAGGAAAAAACCUCAGACGAAUGGUACCUAUGAAACAAAUGAUGCUGGUUUUUGGUAAAUGUGGGAAGAAAGAUCUCCAAUUGUCUUCAUUUUUGGACUUGUUUCGUUGGGAAUGAUUUGAUGUUCCUCUAGUUUUUUCAAGUUAAAGCCAGUAGUGAAUUUCUCUAGACAUAGCAUAAAGAGUAAAAUGCUUUGUUCGAA